Anthostomella pinea is the source of this 858-nucleotide messenger RNA. The record is from the annotation of a GenBank genome assembly. Lineage: Eukaryota; Fungi; Ascomycota; Sordariomycetes; Xylariales; Xylariaceae.
AUGGCGCCACGCUCGCCAGAAGACAUCUUGGCGCAACUUCAAGCCCUCGUCGCGAAACAAGAAAUCACCAUUCUCAAACUCAGCGAACCCAUCUCCACCGAGAUCGCGCAAUUGCAAGACCCUCACCAACGAACCUCGGACAUCUCCAACGCGUCUCUCGACGCCACCACGCCCGCUUCCCUCGAGGCCGACCUCACCCACUACCGAGAGCUGUUCGCAAAGCUCCGCUUCAGCUACGUCGAGCAGGUCACCAAGGAAAAGUUCAUCCGCGCCAUCGUCGGCGAUCCGCCUCUCAUCGUCAGUCCGCAGGAGAAUGUCGACCUCGAGAAGCAGAAUCUGGAGGCCAAGGCCACGCUCAAGGUCCUGAAGACCGAGGUGGCCGAUAUGGUGACGGAUCUGGAGGAGAAGGCGAAGGACUUGAGCAGGAAAUACGAGAGAAUCAAACUCGAGACGGUGAAGCUGGAGGAGAUGCCGGCCAAGAUCUCUGAACUCGAGGACGCCGUCGCGCAGUUGAGGGAGACACGGGCGACGGAAUUAAGCCCGAACCCCGAGCUGAACCUACCAUUGGCCAAGACGCUCGACCUGGUGGAAUCGAAGAAGCGCCAGAGGGCUGAGCUGGAUCGCCAACUCGAACAGCUGCAGAGUCAGGUCCCGCGCAAGAAGAAGGAGUUGGAGCGUCUCCAUGCUGAGAUGCAACCGCUGGAAGCGAAGCGACAGAACAGCACCACGGCAGCCAAAGAAUCAAGGAGGCGGAAGGAGGCAGCCUUGGGUGGGGUGGAGGAUGACCUGGAGGAGCGCGGUCGUUGGUUCAGAGCUGCCGAGACUGGAUUGAAACAGAUGCUGGAAAUCGAGAACUGA